Molecule: messenger RNA, 964 nt
Organism: Salvia miltiorrhiza (redroot sage)
Lineage: Eukaryota; Viridiplantae; Streptophyta; Magnoliopsida; Lamiales; Lamiaceae
Exons: 2
Coding region: 130-777 (215 amino acids)
Source: RefSeq, a predicted model, not a curated record
AUUGCAUGAUUCAACCACAGCUUCGCCUUUGACCUCAUUCAUAUAUAUAUGUGUAUAUAUAUAUAUAUAUAUAUUUACAUGAUAAACGUAUUUAACUAUAAUCCGUCGCAUUAAACCAAAAACCAAAACAUGGGCGAAGUCGAAGCCUAUCUCUCCACAUACAAAUUCGCCGCCGCGUGGUCGCCGGAGCAUAGGUCGGGAGCGGCGACGCCGCCGCUCCACGCGUCGGCCUCGGUGCCCUUCAAGUGGGAGGAGCAGCCCGGGAAGCCCCGACCCUGCACCGACCUCAUCAUCCGACCCGAACCCGCCAGAUUGCUGGAUCCUCCCCCCUGCAGAAUUACCAAAAUGCCCUCGCCCACCACCGUCCUCGACGGCCCCGACAGCCUGGGCCGCCCCAGAUUCUCCUCCUUCCGCCUUUUCCGGGAGAAGCAGAGCUCCUUCGACAGCACCGGCAGCGGCGGCAGCCCCCAGAGCUACGUGGAUCACGCGCUGUUUGUGGGGAAGAAGAGGAAAAAUGGACUGCUGAAGACGCUGGGGAGGAGUUUCAGAAGGGAAGAAGUAGUCGACGAGGGUAGUUUGGGGUUUUCGCCAUUCUCGUUUGCGGGGUUUGAGAGCGUCGCUGCGGAGGGGAAGAUGGCGAGGAAUGGAAGCUUCUCGAGCUUCUCUCGAUCUGCGCCGCCGCCGCCUACUCGUCUCUGGGCUACCAUGUAUGAAGGUUUGAAGCAUGCGAUGACGUGGAAACGUACAAGGAAAUCGAAGAAAGAAGGCGCUCGUUAGAAGGAGACACGUGGCGUUUGGUGUGUGUAUGUUAUCUAUAGUAUCCGACGUGCUUCCUCCGUUUCUGAAAUAUAUGUGAUCGGGGUAAAUGGUACGGGUUUUAAGAGAUAUUAGAUAAAUGUAUUGUGAGGGGAGAAUGAAUCCCACGCUAUAUAGUAUUUAUAUUAAAAAAAAUAAUGGUGGAUUA